This is a messenger RNA of Brassica rapa (field mustard), 3734 nucleotides long. RefSeq names its product putative pentatricopeptide repeat-containing protein At1g64310. Gene Ontology annotation, molecular function: protein binding. Gene Ontology annotation, biological process: mitochondrial RNA modification. NCBI's taxonomy places the organism in Eukaryota, Viridiplantae, Streptophyta, Magnoliopsida, Brassicales, Brassicaceae. The record is from RefSeq and is a predicted model, not a curated record.
UUUAAGAACAUUGCUUUUGUUAGAUACCACUUUCUAGCUUCUGCAAUGUCAUCGCAGUCGCAAUUACGUUUGAUUAUCAACGAGUUCUCUAAAAAAUUUCAAACGAAGCUGAAUACACAGAAGCUGCAUAGCUUCGUUACCAAGUCCCAACUCGCGCGUGAUCCGUAUUUCGCCACGCAGCUCGUUAGAUACUACUCCUUAAACGAUGACCUUCUCUCUGCACGCAAACUGUUCGACGUAUUUCCUGAGAGAAGCGUUUUCCUCUGGAACUCUGUUAUUCGAGCUUACGCUAAAUCCCAUCAUCUUGGCCCCGCUUCCUCACUCUUCUCUCAGAUGCUUAGCUCCGAUACGAAGCCAGAUAGUUUCACCUACGCGUGCUUAGCUCGUGGCUGCUCAGAGAGUUUUGAUACAGAGGGAUUGAGGUGUAUCCAUGGGAAUGCUAUUGUGUCUGGUCUUGGAUUUGACCGAGUUUGCGGCAGUACACUUGUUAAAGCUUAUUCAAAAGCUGGCCUAACGUUUGAAGCGAGUAAGUUGUUUUAUUCAAUACCAGAGCCAGAUGUUCCUCUGUGGAAUGCUAUGCUCUCUGGAUAUGGAAGUUGUGGAUAUUGGGAAGAAGGAAUCAGUAUGUUUAAUAUAAUGUUACGUCAAGGAAACAGACCUGAUUGUUAUACGAUGGUAGCCUUGAUGACUGGAGUGAUUGAUCCUGGUUUAACACUCGUUGCUCGGUCUGUUCAUGGGUUUUGUUUGAAAGUGGGUUUAGACUCUCAGUCUUAUGUUGGUUGUGCGCUUGUGAGCAUGUACUCGAGGUGCAAGUGUAUUGCUUCUGCUUGUGGUGUGUUUAGUGGCAUCUCUGAGCCUACUGAUUUAGUUGCGUGUUCUUCUUUGAUAAACGGUUACUCCAAAUGUGGAUACCACAAGGAGGCUUUGUGUCUAUUUAAUGAGCUGAGAAUGAGUGGUAAGAAGCCAGAUUCUGUUCUCGUUGCGAUUGUAUUAGGGUCUUGUGCUGAGUUAUCGAAUUCGCUCUACGGACAAGAGGUGCAUAGUUAUGUUAUUCGACAAGGACUGGAACUUGAUAUAAAGGUUAGCUCCGCUCUUAUAGACAUGUACUCAAAAUGCGGGGUUCUUGACUCAGCUAUGACUCUUUUCGCUAAAGUUCCAGAGAAGAGCGUUAUUUCUUUCAACUCUGUUAUCUUGGGUCUUGGCUUGCACGGAUUCGCAUCCUCUGCUUUUGAAAUGUUCAAUGAGAUGCUUGAGAUGGGGUUGAAACCCGACGAGGUCACUUUCUCUGCUCUCCUUUGUACAUGUUGCCAUUCCGGUCUUUUACGCGAAGGUCAAGAGAUGUUCAUGAGAAUGAAGAGGGAGUUUGGCGUUGAGCCAAGGACAGAGCAUCAUGUUUACAUCGUGAAGCUGAUGGGGAUGGCUCGAAAACUGGAAGAAGCAUUUGAGUUUGUAAUGUCGCUGCGAAGACCGAUUGAUUCAGGGAUUUGGGGAGCGUUAUUGUCAUGUUGUGAAGUUCACGAGGAUGCUCAUUUGGCUGAAGUUGUAGCAGAGAAGAUAAGGGAGAACGAGGAGGAAGAGAGAAGAAGUGUUUACAACGUUAUGCUCUCUAAUGUGUAUGCAAGAUAUGGGAAAUGGGAUGAAGUAGAGAUGCUUAGAGAUGGAGUUUCAGAAAGCUUUGGAGGUAAAUUGCCAGGCAUUAGUUGGGUUUAACCGCAAGGAAGCAGUUAAUGGCUUGGUUGGGUCUAUGUUGAGGCAUAGAUGAAAAAAAAGUUUAGGAAUGGAGUAUAAGCUAAGCAUAGAAGAAGCUCUUCGGUGAUGUUUGAGAAGCAGUACGAAGAUAAAGAGGGGAGAUCAAGGACGCCAUGGUUGGCAAAAGGAUGUUCAGUAGGAAGAUGAGGUUAGUAACAAGCUCUCGAAUUAGGAUUUUAGAGAAGUGAAUGAUAGGUAAAUUGCUAAUGAUAGUGGCAGAGAUAUAUCUAUCCUUGGUAGAGAUGUUAUCAUUAGGACACCUAUUUAUUUAUUUAUGUAUUAAACAAUAACUGAAAGUGCAGAACAUUUUAAGUACAUAAUGAUUUCAAGAUUGAUAUCAAACGGUAUCUCCCUUAACAAAGCUAGAAUAAGAAAAGCAACUAGGUAGGUCAUUAGAAAGUACACAGUAGAGGAGUUGUCGAUUUACUUCUUGGUUGAUUCCUUCUCAUUAAACUCCUUACAGAAUGCAAUUAUUCUUCCAGCCCACAGAUGAAGAUCAUCUUGGUUGUUUUGAAUAUACCCUUGCAACUGUUUGAUGUUAGAAGCUUGACCUGAGCCUCCUCCUGAUGAUGAUGUUCCUCCAAUGGUAUCUGCAAUGACAGCUAGUAAAGCUGCUAAAAACACACACCUCUUCGUUUGCAGACUGCCAAACAUAUCUGAGUCGAAUAUCCUAGAGUAAAUCCAUGUGCACUUAGACUUUCUAUCACCCUCGUCUAAGCUAGGAUCCUCGUAGCGUUUUAAUAUCUCCAUGAUUGUUUCUAGGCCUUCUUCGGCAGCGUGAUGACGGAGUACAUGACGAAACACAUGGUGCGGCACAGCGAGUUUACUAGCGUUUGAGAUAAACAGAGUAUAAGCAUGAAGUCCUGUAAACCCCAGAUGGCUCUCAAACAACGUUUUGCAGAUGGCUCGAUUCUUGCUGCAUCCACUAAGCUCUUGGAAUGCUAAAAGAAAAGGAGCUACUGAGUUGCGAAUUGUUGUACUUUUCUGAAGAAGUCUCCUCAGACAUUUUAAGCACUCGUGAUCCAGUGAGAGACUAAACUCUAAGGGAGCUUUGUAAAAACUCUGGUAAUGCUCAGGAAGAUAAGACCAAGCCUUUACAAGAGCAUCAUGCUCCUUGGUAGCUAGUCUCAACACUGCAGCGCAGUAAAAACAUGCCGUUCUCACCCAGUUUAAACCGUUGCCUGUUGUGGUAAACAGGAUCAGAUCUUUAUCAUCAGGAGGGGAUCUCCAUCUGGAUGAUUUGCAGAGUAUUCCAUCAGAGAGUCUAGUGUACUCUUCAAGCUCUCUUGCCUUUGAACUCUCCCAUAAUCCACCAAACACAGAUUCAUUUGGAUUUUCACAAGAAACUAAACCCCAAGCACAUACCAUGAGAGCACCCACAGAUCUAAAACUUACCUCAAUUGUUAGAGAAGUUAGAGCUUCUCUGAUGAUUUGAAUCCUCUCAUCAAAUGUUCCAACUUGAUUCCAGGCAUCGAGAUUGAUAACCUUCCUAUCCUUCAACAUCUCGUUUGUCCAUACCACUUUGUUAGGGUUCGGUUUGUGUCUGACUGAUGAAAGAGCUUCCCACUUUUUCAUAAGAUGUGGGUUGAAAAAACUACUAGCCGAAAGAGUGUCAUCUGGUUCAUUCGGAGAUGUUGCCAUUGAUCCAGUAGUGGUCUUCUUGGUCCUUGAAGCAGGUCCUGGCUUUUAAAUCGGAGGAGGUAUCAACAAAAUAAAGGUAACAAGCCGUCAGAAGAACUCCUCCACCUUUUUAACCUAACUGUAAGAGAAGAGACAAUCUAACAGGCCUGGGCCUGGGCCUGAGCCUGUACAAUCUUGAUAUGGACCUCCGGACUGAUACAUGAAAAUUGUUAUACCAUAUGAGAUAAAAUAUUAUACACGGUUAAUGUUCACAUGCAAAUUAAAAAAAAAAAAAUUAUCAAAGGAGAUUGAAAGUAUUUUUGAAUGUAAUAUAAUUACCUUAGGAUAGCAAUAAAUUUUUUUUA